Nakaseomyces glabratus is the source of this 1869-nucleotide messenger RNA. It is a transcript of the gene AVT1, whose product is annotated as Avt1p. NCBI's taxonomy places the organism in Eukaryota, Fungi, Ascomycota, Saccharomycetes, Saccharomycetales, Saccharomycetaceae. Gene Ontology annotation, cellular component: fungal-type vacuole membrane. Gene Ontology annotation, biological process: amino acid transmembrane transport; proline transport. Gene Ontology annotation, molecular function: L-glutamine transmembrane transporter activity. The record is from RefSeq and is a predicted model, not a curated record.
AUGUCAACCCCAGUAGAUGAGGAAAGGCAGCCUCUGAACCCUAGGGGGUCAAGAUCACAAGUCCGUUACAUAUCGAUUCCGCUUGCUAGGAAUCCUGACCUGGAAGCUGUCGAUGGGGAUACAUCUGGUUAUGCGGUCCAGGACAGCUCUUUCACUAACCAUGAGCCACAACCCAUGGGUAGAAGGCAAUCUAUCCUGGAUCAACCUAUCGGGUCCUUCAGAGGUGUGAACUCACUCUCACGAUUUGCAACAUCUUUAAGAAGAGCUAACUCCUUCAGAAAUAUUGAAGUUAAACCAGAGGUUGAAAGAACCUAUUUUAACGAUGAUUAUGAUGAAUUAUUUGAUCCUAGCACACUUGCUCCAGCACCUCAUGGUAGAAGCCUAUCCAUAGCUUUACAGAGCGCCAAUGCCACUUUACAAGUAUCUGGUAAACCAUCAAUACCAAAUAUCGAUGCUCAAAGUACACAUAGCAUAUCUCAACAAGAAUUGGAAGAUUUUAGGUCAAUACGUACUACUAGUUUCUCAAUGGAUAAUAAUGGUAUCUUGAGACCCACAUUGUCGAUGAACGAAAUGCUAACUGGAUCUACCCCGUUUGACACCAACGAUGUAGAUUCAAUGGUUAUCAAGCAAGUUGAGGGAAAAGAUGGUACAGUGGUGACUUUACUUGCUGGUCAAUCUACAGCGCCACAGACUAUCUUCAACUCGAUAAAUGUAUUAAUCGGAAUAGGAUUAUUGGCUUUGCCUUUAGGAAUGAAAUACGCUGGGUGGAUUCCAGGAUUAAUUAUGCUUUCUAUUUUUGCAUUUGGUACAUUUUGUACUGCUGAGUUGCUGUCUCGUUGCUUAGACACUGACCCUACUUUAAUUUCAUAUGCAGAUUUGGGUUAUGCAGCAUUUGGUUCAAGAGGUCGUGCAUUUAUUUCUGCUCUUUUCACUGUUGAUCUAUUGAGUUGUGGUGUGUCGUUAGUAAUUUUAUUUGGGGAUUCUCUUAAUGCACUUUUCCCUCAAUAUUCCGUAACCUUUUUCAAAAUCGUUUGCUUUUUUGUUGUUACACCUCCAGUAUUCAUUCCACUAAGUAUUCUGUCUAACAUCUCAUUACUAGGCAUUCUAUCCACUACAGGUACAGUACUUGUGAUAUUCAUCUGUGGGUUGUUCAAGAGAGAUGCACCAGGCUCACUUAUAGAACCAAUGCCAACUCAUCUGUGGCCAACUGAUUUCAAAAGUUUAUGCCUGUCAAUAGGUUUGUUAAGUGCUUCAUGGGGUGGCCAUGCAGUGUUCCCUAACUUGAAAUCCGACAUGAGACAUCCUCAGAAAUUCAAGAAAUGUUUAAAAACUACAUAUCAAAUAACUUCAGUAACCGACAUUGGCACUGCAGUUAUAGGGUUUUUAAUGUUUGGUGAUUUAGUUAAGGAUGAAAUUACAAAAAAUGUGUUACUAAGUGAUGGCUACUCUAACACUGUCCAUGUACUAAUUUCUGCACUAAUGACUGUCAUCCCAAUCGCAAAAACACCAUUAAAUGCUAGACCAAUUGUAUCUGUACUUGAUAUAAUGUUUGGCAUUCACGAGGCCGAAAAGGAGUAUACAGGUAAAAAGUUGAAGUUUGCCCAAUUUGGCCAAUUCUUUAAUAGAAUUUUUGUCAAUUUCAUGUUUGUUUUAAUUGCAAUCAUAUUCCCUCAAUUCGACAGAAUCAUUGCAUUUAUGGGCGCCGGUUUAUGCUUUGCUAUAUGCUUCAUUUUACCUUGUCUUUUCUAUUUGAGAAUAUGUGGCGAGGCUAAUAUUGUAAAACCAUGGGAAAGAUUAGCAUGCAAAGCCACUAUUGUAGUCAGUGUUGUUCUAUCAGUACUUGGUGUUAGCGCUGCCAUGUUUUCAUGA